Messenger RNA from Cannabis sativa, 2042 nucleotides. RefSeq names its product MDIS1-interacting receptor like kinase 2-like. Gene Ontology annotation, molecular function: protein kinase activity; ATP binding; protein binding. Bases 325 to 1788 code for a protein of 487 amino acids. NCBI's taxonomy places the organism in Eukaryota, Viridiplantae, Streptophyta, Magnoliopsida, Rosales, Cannabaceae. The record is from RefSeq and is a predicted model, not a curated record. The transcript has 2 exons. Gene Ontology annotation, biological process: protein phosphorylation.
UGUCAGAAUCUCACCAGAUUACAGUUGGGUCAAAAUAAAAUCUUUGGAAGGAUCCCUUCAGAACUCGGGAGUUUGACAAAGUUGAAAGUUUUGAGCUUAGAUUCCAACGCGUUGAGUGGGGAAAUUCCAACUCAAUUAGGAAAUCUAAAAGUUUUGUACCAGCUUAAUCUCAGCAAUAAUCAUUUGACAGGAAAAAUCCCUACAAGCUUAUCAGGUUUGAGUGAGCUAGAGGUUCUUGAUUUUUCAGCAAACAAUUUAUCAGGUGAAAUACCACACUGGUUAGGUAAUUAUAAAGGAUUGGUGAGCUUAAACCUUAGUCAUAAUAUGCUAACUAGUGAGAUACCAACAGAGCUUGGAAAUUUGGUGUCUUUGCAAUAUGUAUUGGAUCUCAGUAGCAAUUUACUCAUUGGAAAGAUUUCCUCAAGCCUCUCAAGGCUUACAAAGUUGGAAAUUCUCAACAUAUCUCAUAACCACUUGUCAGGUAAUAUUCCACACACAUUUUCCAACCUAAUAAGUAUAAGUUACAUGGAUUUUUCUUUCAACAACUUGACGGGUUCAAUCCCAACUGGAGGAAUUUUCCAAAAUGCAAGAACAAAUGCUUAUUAUUAUGGAAAUGUUGGUCUAUGUGGAAACUCUACAGGACUUAAGCCAUGCAAAACUCAUACCAGCGGAAGUAAAAGUGCUCUAAUUUUAAUUAUUAGUCUCGUUUGUGGCCUAGUUUUUGUUACUACCAUUGUAAUCGUUCUCAUAUUGUGCCAUAAAUUCAAAGUGUUAGAUAAACAAAGGAAAACUUCUAACCAAAAUGACACUCGCCAAUCAUUGAUGAUAUGGGAGAAGGAAGCAAAAUUCACUUUUGGAGAAAUUGUAGAGGCAACAGAAAACUUUGAUGACAAGUAUUGCAUUGGGAAAGGAGGCUUUGGCACUGUUUACAAGGCUAUAUUGAGAUCACAUGAGUUGGUUCUUGCAGUUAAGCGGUUACACAUGUCAGACACGAGUGAUAUUCCAGAAGUUAGUCGCAUAAGUUUCGAAAAUGAGAUUCAAACUCUAACAGAAGUCCGACAUCGAAACAUCAUAAAGCUUUAUGGAUUUUGUUCAAGAAACAAUGGUUUAUACUUGGUGUAUAAGUAUGCAAACAAGGGUAGUCUUGCCAAAGUAUUAUACGAUUCAACAGAUCUUGAUUGGGAUUCAAGGGUGAAAAUAGUUCAAGGAUUGGCUCAUGCAAUCUCAUACUUACACCAUGAAUGUUCUCCACCAAUUAUUCAUCGUGACGUGUCCUUAAACAAUGUACUACUUGGCUCUGAUUUUGUUCCCAUAUUGUCAGAUUUUGGCAUUGCACGUUUGUUGAUCCCUAACUUGUCCAUUUGGACAACUGUGGCUGGAUCGUAUGGCUACAUGGCGCCAGAGCUAGCUUUAACCAUGCGUGUGACAGAGAAAUGUGAUGUCUACAGUUUUGGAGUAGUAGCUUUAGAAAUUAUGAUGGGAAAACACCCGGGAGAACUGUUGGAAUCUUUAUCAUCAGCUCGUUCGAAAACAUUAUUAUUAGAGAAUAUACUCUUGAAAGAUGUGUUAGAUCAACGGUUGUUACCUCCUAGUACUGGGCGAUUAUCAAUGGAUGUGGUGUUAAUAGUGAGCUUGGCAUUGUCAUGUACUAGAACUAGACCUGAGUUACGUCCCACCAUGCAUUUGAUUUCACAAGAAUUGUCAACAAAGAGUGCUCGGGCUUCCAUCAUCUCUGAGCCAUUCGAAACCAUUACAAUUGAGAAGCUUGAUGCACCUUUUUAUGAUUAGUAGUAGUAAGAGUAAAUAUUUAUUUAACUAAUUAAUACUAGAAUUUAUGCAUGAGAAUUACUCAUGAUGACUUAUAUGAUGUAACAUUAUGAGCCAAUACAUUUGCACAUUGCUUAGCAAAAAUAAGAGAAACAUCUCUCAACUCAGCCAGUAAUUGUUUACCAUCAUUAAAAUUACUAUCAACCCUCCACUAAAACUAUACAAAACAUUAUUUUGGUUUCAUAAUCUAACUCGUAUUCACUACAACUCAAUUU